Messenger RNA from Amoebophrya sp. A120, 675 nucleotides. The record is from the annotation of a GenBank genome assembly. Lineage: Eukaryota; Dinophyceae; Syndiniales; Amoebophryaceae.
AUGGUUUUAUGUAUGAUAGCACACAGCCAGCACCGGUAUGGCUCCGUUCUUGACGAGCGCCGUCCUGGUGACUUCACCGGCAGCUCAGAUUUGCUGCAAGAACAGUUUGUUGGUUUAUUGGACUUUGCCGAAGAACAAUGUACAGAAAAAGCAGGAAGACAAAGGCGAAAAAGUACUUACACCAGAGCGGAUGAUUUUUCCGUGCCUGCCCUCCCACUUACCGCGAAGCGAAGGGCAAUCGUAAUGCGAAUGUUGGUACUGGACCUGAGCGGCUACAAAGCACGAUCUGCUGACUCAAGGGCUAGUGCCGGAUCUGGAGCGAUAUUGUGUCGUAGGCUCCGUGUCCUUGGGUAGCAAUAUGAAACAAAUUCUAUAUCAUUUACCUUCUUCGCCUUCGCGUUAAUACCACCGCAAUAAACUCGAUGCUCUUGUUUUCACGUGGGAUUCUUUCAGAGGGGAAUUUUUCGGGGUCGUCAAGCGAGGGGGUCCUCCUGAGUGGGUCCGUUGAAAGAAGUAGAACAAAGUCGAGGAAUUUGUUUUCACUCACGAAAGAGGGUAGUGAUGAAAGUUCAAGUUGUCAUCUUCAUGGGCAGCAGUUGUAAAAAGAUAAAUUUGGCUCAAGACGUUUGUCUUGUUGCCUGAGAUCCAUCAAUGUAGAACAGGGGGAGCUAUGCC